Carlito syrichta (Philippine tarsier) is the source of this 1565-nucleotide messenger RNA. It is a transcript of the gene CD276, whose product is annotated as CD276 molecule. NCBI's taxonomy places the organism in Eukaryota, Metazoa, Chordata, Mammalia, Primates, Tarsiidae. The transcript is spliced from 8 exons. The record is from RefSeq and is a predicted model, not a curated record. The coding region runs from base 104 to 1066 and encodes 320 amino acids.
GACUUCCACGGGCAGCCCUGGGCAUGAAGGGCCCAGGUUCUGGGGACAGGCAGGGACAGCCUUCCACCACGGAGAGCCCAGCUGUCAGCCGCUGCACAGGGAGAUGCUGCCACCUCGACCAGGACCUCGGGGCAGCCCUGGCACGGGCGUGCCUAUGGGCACAGCCCUGGGAGUGCUGUGGCUGUGCCUCACAGGAGCCGUGGAGGUCCGGGUCCCUGAAGACCCCGUGGUGGCCCUGGUGGGCACCGACGCCACCUUGCGCUGCUCCUUCUCCCCCGAGCCCGGCUUCAGCCUGGCGCAGCUGAACCUCAUCUGGCAGCUGACGGACACCAAGCAGCUGGUGCACAGCUUCGCCGAGGGCCGCGACCAGGGCAGCGCCUACGCCAACCGCACGGCGCUGUUCCCGGACCUGCUGGCGCAGGGCAACGCGUCCCUGAGGCUGCGGCGCGUGCGCGUGGCGGACGAGGGCAGCUUCACCUGCUUCGUGAGCAUCCGGGACUUCGGCAGCGCGGCCGUCAGCCUGCAGGUGGCGGCCCCCUACUCGAAGCCCAGCAUGACCCUGGAGCCCAGCCAGGAUCUGCGUCCCGGGGACACGGUGACCAUCACGUGCUCCAGCUACCGGGGCUACCCCGAGGCCGAGGUGGUCUGGCAGGACGGGCAGGGCGCGCCCCUGUCCGGCAACGUGAGCACGUCGCAGAUGGCCAACGAGCAGGGCUUAUUCGACGUGCGCAGCGUCCUGAGGGUGGUCCUGGGCGCCAACGGCACCUACAGCUGCCUGGUGCGCAACCCGGUGCUGCAGCAGGACGCGCACGGCUCCGUCACCAUCACAGGGCAGCCUGUGACGUUCCCCCCGGAGGCCCUGUGGGUGACCGUGGGGCUUUCUGUGUGUCUCGUGGUACUGCUGGUGGCCUUAGCCUUUGUGUGCUGGAGGAAGAUCAGGCAGAGCUGUGAGGAGGAGCGUGCAGGAGCUGAGGACCAGGAUGUGGAGGGAGAAGGAUCCAAGACGGCCCUGCAGCCUCUGAAACACUCUGAAGGCAAAGAAGAUGAUGGACAAGAAAUAGCCUGACCGCAAGGACCAGGAGACUGUCGGCGCUCCCUGGGGCUCCCGCCCUCCAGCUGCACCGGGGCCUCAGCGUGAGCCCUACCCCAACAGAUGGGUUCCCACAGUGGCAGGUGGACUCCAUCUGCAAAGAAGGCUACACAGACCACCCUGCAGCCUUGUUUCCUGAUGGACAUGAUUCCCACGUCAUCCUGCUGCCUUACUUCUUACGGACAUGAUGCACAGACCGCUCACCGCCUUAUUUCUCUAAGUCAUCCUGCCUGCUGCCUUAUUUCUCCAGUGACACGAUACAUGCGUCAUCUGCUGGUUGUUUCUUAGGGACACGGGACACAGAACACGCCACUACCCUAUCCUUCCAGCACUGCAGGCACCAUCCAGUUGCCCUUUUUUCCUCCAAAGGAUGCAGUUUGCAGGCUGACUCCCUGCCUUAUUUCUCUGAAGACAAAAUCCACCGUCACCCCUUGCCUUGUUUCUCAGCUGGUCCUGAUACACUACUUAUCACUUC